AUGGACAAGAAAAAACUGGCAGUCCCAUUAGUUUGUCAUGGCCAUUCAGUCCGGUGGUUGAUUAUUUUACAGUCGAUCACUCCAGAUGGGUUUUUUCUCAUCAGUGCUAGCAAGGCAGUAUGGAGUUGUUGCCUGGAUACUAAUGCAUUGUAUGCGGCAUCUGGUUCUGCAGAUUUUAGUGCGAAACUGUGGGAUGCAUUGACUGGGGACGAAAAGCACUCGUUUGAACACAAGCAUAUUGUUCGAGCAUGUGCUUUUUCUGAGGACACACACUUUCUACUCACUGGUGGAUUUGAGAAAAUUCUUCGUAUAUUUGAUUUGAACCGUCCAGAUGCACCUCCAAGAGAAGUUGACAAUUCUCCUGGUUCAAUUAGAACUGUCGCAUGGCUUCACAGUGACCAGACAAUCUUAAGUUCCUGUACUGAUAUUGGUGGUGUGAGGCUAUGUGACGUAAGAAGUGGCAAAAUUGUUCAAACUCUUGAGACCAAGUCGCCUGUUACUAGUGCUGAAGUGAGUCGGGAUGGUCGCUAUAUAACUACUGCCGAUGGUUUUACUGUUAAGUUCUGGGACGCAAAUCAUUUUGGAUUGGUGAAGAGCUACAAUAUGCCCUGCAAUGUAGAAUCAGCUUCAUUGGAACCAAAACUUGGCAAUAAGUUCAUUGCCGGAGGAGAAGACAUGUGGGUCCAUUUAUUUGAUUUCCAUACCGGAGAAGAGAUUGGAUGCAACAAAGGUCACCAUGGUCCAGUCCAUUGUGUAAGGUUUUCUCCUGGAGGAGAAUCAUAUGCUUCAGGAUCUGAAGAUGGCACGAUUAGAAUAUGGCAAACAGGUCCUGCAAAUCAUGAAGAGAAUGACUCACAUCCUGCAAACGGACCUACCGGAAAAGUAAAGGUUUCGGCCGAUGAGGUAACUCGGAAGAUCGAGGGCUUUCAUAUCGGCAAAGAAGGGAAAGCCGGAGAGAAAGAUAAAGCCGCAGAUGUGUAACCUGACCAAUGAGAGUUAAUUUGGAUUGUUUUGCUAUGUUGUGCACUAUGCUUUGAUUAACUAGUUGUGGGCAAGAGAGAGUCUGUUUCCUUUUGGUGGAUUGUCCUGUGGAAAUAUAAUAGACUGCUCUUGUUUCAGUUCUGGUUGCUGUUAAACCAAAUGUUUUUCAGCCAAACUUUCUGA
This is a messenger RNA of Pistacia vera, 1164 nucleotides long. Its product is annotated as serine-threonine kinase receptor-associated protein-like. Gene Ontology annotation, biological process: spliceosomal snRNP assembly. Bases 1 to 981 code for a protein of 326 amino acids. The transcript is spliced from 7 exons. Gene Ontology annotation, molecular function: RNA binding; protein binding. The record is from RefSeq and is a predicted model, not a curated record. Gene Ontology annotation, cellular component: SMN complex. NCBI's taxonomy places the organism in Eukaryota, Viridiplantae, Streptophyta, Magnoliopsida, Sapindales, Anacardiaceae.